Molecule: messenger RNA, 1009 nt
Organism: Lactuca sativa (garden lettuce)
Lineage: Eukaryota; Viridiplantae; Streptophyta; Magnoliopsida; Asterales; Asteraceae
Source: RefSeq, a predicted model, not a curated record
CAUAAACCUGAUAAACCCUCUCUUUGCCACAUCUCCUUCUUCCUUUUCAUACCUUUUCAAAAACCCUAAAUUAGUGUCGCAGAAACAACGAAUUGAACCCUCAAACUUCUGUUGAGAUGAGUUCCUUCACGAAUACAUCUAAUCUCGAUAACCUCCUCCUUCAAACCCUAAUGGGCAGGCUUCAAAUUCGCCCCCCAAAUCCUCUUCAACCACAGUUAUCACCUCUUUUUAACCAAACCCUAGAAGACCUCCUUUUGGACUCCAUGAACAACAUCUCAGAUACCGAAGACGAUCAAGACGAUGACGAUGAUGACGAAAACAACAGGAGGAGCAAAACCCAGCUCGCCAAAGAAGAAUCGAAGCUGGAAAAGGCGGUGAUCAAAAUUAUUCUCAGCGGAAACGGGGAUGAAACCCUAAAACCCAAUUCGGGUCAGGCAGUAACGAUCGGAGAACACCAUAUUUGUGUCGGGUAUCAUGUGGAAACGGGUUCGGAGUAUCGUGUUUGGGAAUGGCAUGGUCAUAUCAUGUUGUUUGAUGACGAGAAUGGGUAUAAUCCAGAGUAUAUUUAUGGAAAUUAUUUCGAGAGGAUGAGAAUUAUGCCUGGGAAGAUGAAGGAGGAGGCGGCAGCGGCGGUUAACGGUGGUGUAGGAGAUAAGGAAGAGAAGUCCAUUAAUUCCGGUUUGAAGGAGCUGAUUGGAUCAAGUGAGGAUGCUGGGUCGGGUCGGAUUCUCCAUCGCAAUGUGAAUGUCGGAUCCUCAAGUCUAGAUAAACGAUCGGCUUGAAUCAAAAAAGCAACAAGGACUCGUUUUACACAGCGUCGUGGUUGGAAUAACAAAUCUUUGAAGUAGAUUUCUAAUGUAAAGAGAACAAGAUUUUGAUACUUGGUGAGAAGAUGAGAAUGAGAUUGUGUUGUUAUGUUUCAAACUAGUUUUACAUUACUCAAAAUGAUCAAAAGGAUGUUGUUUUCUGCCAUUGUUAUGAAUGGAAUCUUUGUUUACUUUUUGGUUAA